CAAACGCGAUGGAAAAAUCGUAAAUAAAUGGAAAAUCGCUCAACAUUGUAGCAAUGUUGAAUACGAACUAAGGCAGCUAAGCUAAACAGUAUUAGUGAUCAUUUAUAGAGCCAUGCCAUCAAUUAACUUAGGCAUAAACUAAUAAAUAAGUUAGGUCGCGAGUGUAGAUCAAACAAAUGUCAAAAUAUUUUACCAAUGCAAGCCCUAAUAAUUCCAACAGCAGCCAGGUUGGAGCUUCGUCCGCCCACGCGCCUCGAUUGACUGAAAACAAGGAGCAGUUCUUUAAACACCAACAGCAGAACAGCGAAACUAAACGAAAGCAACAAAACAAGGUAUAUAUUUAUCGCGAGGCAUUGCUACUCAUAUUCAUAAUGCGUCUGAAUCUAAAAGUUGUACUCAUCGCUUUAAUUGUCGCCGUGGUGAUAACCCUAGGAGCUUAUAUGCGCUCGCCCGACUACUCGCACGAUCUCGUACGUCAUCUGGACCGAAGGCUCUUUCGCACAGGUAGCAGCGAGUCGCAGCCCACUGGUGCCCAUCCACUGUAUGCAGCACCCUUGCAGGACAUUGAGUGCAAUAUAAAUCGGGAGUACAGCAUACAUUGCAAACGCGAUGAAGAGGCAAACGAAGUCUACGUUCCAUUCUCCUUUCUCCGGAACUACUUCGAUGUGAGUGGUGCGGUCACCACCAGCGGUACCGAAGACAAUAAAGUGCCUACAUUUAAUUGGAUGCAUAGUAAUUCCAAAGUGAAUUAUCCAAAGGGCAAAUAUGAUCCACACGGAGUCUUUACCUACUUCGAGAACUACAACGUAGAGGUGCGCGAUAGGGUCAAAUGUAUCAGUGCAGUAGAAGGUGUGCCUGUGAGUACGCAGUGGGAGAAGCGCGGCUACUUCUAUCCCACGCAAAUUGCCCAAUUCGCGUUGGCACACUAUAGCAAGAAUCUAACAGAGCCGGAACCACGUGUCCAUAUACUCGAGGAUGCAGAUGGCAACCAAAUGGAGUGGACAACGCCUAAGAACAGCAACAUGACACGCAUCUGGCAUCAUAAGUUUAACACAAAUGUCGUACAAUAUGAGACUGCGAUUGGCUAUGAGAGCGCAAUUAGUAUUAAUGUCAAUCAAACCAUAGAUUUGGUGCUUUGUGUGGAUUUGCUGCUCGUAACCAACAGCAGCAGCCUGAUGGUCACCGUGCAGAAUCGAGAUACUAGACAUAUUUACAAUUUACACUAUAUACCUGCCGAUCUGUUGCUCAGUGUCCAGGACUCAAAUAUCUAUUAUGGGUUGGGCAGUGCGGCACUCAACAGAUGGCGGCACAUUACACGUGACCUGCAUAUUGACCUGCAAAAAGGCAUCGUUAUGGGCGACAAGCAUUCACCGCUGAAGAUGCGACGGAGUGAUUUGGAGGUGCUGGCCAUUGCUUUCCUCGGCAUUGGGUUCUAUGACAAUGUAACGCUGUCGACAAGCGAUCAUUUGGCGCAUUUCUACGAUGCCGCUGAAUGGUUUGUAAACAAUCAGGAUGCAAAGACAGGCGGCUGGCUAAAUCCUGUUCGGCGCAAUCUCAACGGGUUUGCGGAGCUCCGUCCUGGCUGGAUUUCGGCAAUGGGACAAGGACAUGCGAUAUCUGUGCUGGCACGAGCCUAUUGGCAUUCGGGCGGGGAUGCGCGAUACUUAAAGGCAGCAGUGCUCGGCCUAAAACCAUACCAUGUAUUUUCGCACAAGGAGGGCGGCGUAUUGGCCCAAUUCAUGGAUAAAUACUAUUGGUACGAGGAAUAUCCCACAACGCCUCCCUCCCUAGUCCUUAAUGGUUUCAUUUACUCGCUGCUGGGACUCUACGAUCUCAACUCCACGGCGCCAAGCAGCAUAGCACGGGAUGCUGGUAAACUCUUCACCCAGGGCAUGUAUUCCCUAAAGAAAAUGCUGCCUCUUUAUGAUACGGGUUCGGGAAGCAUUUACGAUCUUCGUCAUCUUAGCCUGAGCGGCGUGAGUGUGGCGCCCAACUUGGCACGCUGGGAUUACCAUGCCACGCACGUGAAUCAGUUGCUGCUGCUGGCCACCAUUGAUAGAGAUCCAUUGAUAGCACAAACAGCCGAGCGGUGGAAAGGCUACAUGUUUGGCAAACGGGCCAAGCACAACUGAGAACGGAGAAAGCAGGCGCAACGACGCCCGCUUUUACCCAAACGUGAUAUUUUUUGAAACUUGUGCGUCGUGCUGCCCCCCUAUAUCCCAUUUUAAAUGGCUUUAAUUUGUUGCGUCUUUAUUGCAAUUGGAAUUCUUGUCACUGUUAGCAACGAAUUUAAGUUUCAAGUUUAUUUUUAAGUUUCGUUCUACUGUGUGUUCUUAACUCGUCCAAUUUUGACAAAUUUAUUUUUGUGCUUAAUCCUUAUAGUAUUCGAUAUAUGUAUAUGUAUAUUUAAGCGCUUAACGUCCUGCAUACCUUCAUAAACAUCAUAAUCAGCUGUUGCAUAGGGUAUUUGUUAAACAUUAUUAUUUAUUAUUGAUGUAGUUGUACUGGAAAAAAAAACGAAUGUAGUUGCACGCGUAUUUUAACGGACAAUAUCGUGACGUGAGACACGCGCAAAACUCAAAGCUCUAAUAUGCUAGAUUUUUGUUCUACUGUUGUAGUUUUUACUGAGCAAACAAAAACACACCCUGUAUAAAGUAAUGUAGAGAGCUUAGCAUUAUAAAACACUUACGAGUAUAUACGUAUAGAUCUAAACACUUGUACUUCUUUCUAUAGACAUGAUGCCACAAGUUAACUGUAGUAUUGGUUUGUUAGACUUUCAAAAAAUUUCAAAUAGAAAAACACGAGAUUAACUUUAAAGUUAAGAUGGUAGUUUGCAUAUCGGGACUUAAACAAAAUACCCUAAAGUUACAAUAAUUGUCAAAAUGUGUUAACGCAAAUAAUGAUAAUAACAGCAACUAAUAUUUACAUAUAUAAAUGUAUAUAUAUGUAAUCAAAUUGAUUGUUGUAGGCCACUUUAAGAUUUCUCAACUUAAACGAUGCCAUUCCAUUUUAAUUUUAACAACCUACCUAAAAAUACCGGAACUGUCAAUUAGGCAAAAUUUUGAAAGCGGUUCACUAAAACAUUUUCACACAUUUUCUCCAUUGGAAGCAAAUUACAAACAAACCCCAAACGAGACUGUUGAAUAACUCUUAACUAACGAUUGAUUUUAAAAUUGAUUUUAAGCGAACGAAAUCGAAGUACUUACUUAUCUUGUGUGUUAUUAACUAUAAAUACAUAACAGAUACAUUUAAAGCGAAAA
Messenger RNA from Scaptodrosophila lebanonensis, 3260 nucleotides. RefSeq names its product D-glucuronyl C5-epimerase B (gene Hsepi). NCBI's taxonomy places the organism in Eukaryota, Metazoa, Arthropoda, Insecta, Diptera, Drosophilidae. The record is from RefSeq and is a predicted model, not a curated record. The coding region runs from base 177 to 2132 and encodes 651 amino acids. Gene Ontology annotation, cellular component: Golgi apparatus. Gene Ontology annotation, molecular function: heparosan-N-sulfate-glucuronate 5-epimerase activity. The transcript has 3 exons. Gene Ontology annotation, biological process: heparan sulfate proteoglycan biosynthetic process.